ACCUGUGCGAUGGAGUCUCCUUGGGAUGACGAUGCAACAGCUCAAACGGCUAGUGACGCCGAAUGGGAUAAGAUCUCGUCUGAGUUUACCAACGCGGGUUAUCGGGAAGGCAUCACCGCUGGCAAGGAAUCGGCGCUGCAAGAGGGCUUCGACGCCGGCUUCGCUCAAGUCGGCGUACCGCUGGGCCGGGAAAUAGGGCACCUGCGCGGCAUUGUCUCUGCCGUCAUCUCUUUUCUCCAGUCUACUUUCUGCGAACGAGCGGACAAAGAUGCACUACUUGCAGAAGCCCGCGAAAUCUCUGCCAGUCUGGCCGACGUGCGCUUCUCAGACAUCGCCCCGCGCGAUCUCGAGGCGGAGGCACACGCACGUGAGCAUCUCGCGCUGGACAAUGACGACGAAUAUGGCGUCGACGAGGGACCCUGA
Mycena indigotica is the source of this 423-nucleotide messenger RNA. RefSeq names its product Yae1-N domain-containing protein. Bases 10 to 423 code for a protein of 137 amino acids. The record is from RefSeq and is a predicted model, not a curated record. The transcript has 2 exons. NCBI's taxonomy places the organism in Eukaryota, Fungi, Basidiomycota, Agaricomycetes, Agaricales, Mycenaceae.